GAAAAGUAAACCUGUUAGUCUUCAGCCUAAACUACUUUAUUCGUAAUUCUAUUUGUAAAACUCAGCAGUGUUGAGGGAAUGGGACUUUUCACAAAGAAGGAAGGUGGGCAGAAGGAGGGUUGUCAGGGUGGAAGAUUUCUGAAGCUGAGUUGUGGAGGGCCUGGAUGCCUAGGGCUGAGGCCAGGUGGAGAAGCAUGAUCAAUGAAGUAAGUUGGUGGUUCCAAAACAGGCCAUCCUCCCCAUUUUGGCUAGAACCCUAAGAGUACCACAAACAGGCAGCCCUUGGAGAUUGUUUUGAUGGCAAUCAACCUUAGCUUCCUACACAGAAGUCAGUUUUCCUCCCACCAGCCUGAUGUAUUCCAGGUCAGCCUGCUAUCUUGCUUCCAGCCUUUCCUUUCCUAAGUGGUGGAGUGGAAAGAGAAAUGUUUACAUGGCCAGCUGUUCUAUUCUCUGUAAUACUCAAGCUUGUAAGACUCUGACACCCAUUUCAGUGAACUGCAACAGUUUACUGUAUUAUCGACACUGUUCAGAAAGUGGCCAGGGUGGUUCAAAGGCUGGAGAGCUCAGGCAGUGGCUGAAGCUGGAAAUGCAGGGAAAGGAGGCGGGAAUUCUGGUUCCACCAUUCCUUGCUAAGCAGCCUUGGGCAAAUUACCUUCCUCUCUGAAAAACCUGUGCCAGCUAUUUCUUAAGGUGGUUGUGAGGAUUAAAUAAAGCACUCCAUGGACAGCACUUAGCUAGUUCUGGCAUAUGGUAAGCUCGGUCUGUUACCUGAAGGGAACUGGAUCAGAACAAGGAACAAAAUUUUGCACGAGGACUUAAUAUUUUCAGUUCUGCCCUCUCUGCUUCUUGGUGGAGAAUGGAUGCGUGAAAGGGGAGAAUGGCUAGAAUACUCUACAUCACCUGUUAGUGAUCAGGUACUUUUUUUUUUUUUUCUAAUUUAUUUUAUUUAUUUAUUUUUGGCUGCCUUGGGUCUUCGUUGCUGCGCGUGGGCUUUCUCUAGUUGCGGCGAGUGGGCACUCCUCUUUGUUACGGUGCGCGGGCUUCUCUUGUUGCGGAGCACGGGCUUUAGGCACGCGGGCUUUAGUUGUGGCUCGCGGGCUCUAGAGCGCAGGCUCAGUAGUUGUGGCACACGGGCUUAGCUGCUCCACGGCAUGUGGGAUCUUCCUGGACCAGGGAUCGAACCCAUGUCCCCUGCAUUGGCAGGCGGACUCUUAAAACAACUGCGCCAUGAGGGAAGCCCCAAGGAUCAGAGUAAUCAAGUCAGAGGAUUAUAUGACUUUUAUCUGCCUAGAGAAGAACUCUGGAUCUACAACAUGGAGACUGGAAGAUGGAAAAAAAUUAACACUGAGGGUGAUGUUCCUCCUUCUAUGUCAGGAAGCUGUGCUGUGUGUGUAGACAAGGUGCUGUACUUGUUUGGAGGACACCAUUCAAGAGGCAAUACGAAUAAGUUCUACAUGCUGGAUUCAAGGUCUACAGACCGAGUAUUACACUGGGAAAGAAUUGACUGCCAAGGAAUUCCUCCAUCAUCAAAGGACAAACUCGGUGUCUGGGUAUAUAAAAACAAGUUAAUAUUUUUUGGAGGGUAUGGAUAUUUACCUGAAGAUAAAGUAUUGGGAACUUUUGAAUUUGAUGAAACAUCUUUUUGGAAUUCAAGUCAUCCAAGAGGAUGGAAUGAUCAUGUACAUAUUUUAGACACUGAAACAUUUGUCUGGAGCCAGCCUAUAACUACUGGUAAAGCACCUUCACCUCGUGCUGCCCAUGCCUGUGCAACUGUUGGAAACAAAGGCUUUGUGUUUGGAGGCAGAUAUCGAGAUGCUAGAAUGAAUGAUCUUCACUAUCUUAAUCUGGAUACAUGGGAGUGGAAUGAAUUAAUUCCACAAGGCAUAUGCCCAGUUGGCCGAUCUUGGCACUCACUAACACCAGUUUCUUCAGAUCAUCUCUUUCUCUUUGGAGGAUUUACCACUGAUAAACAGCCACUAAGUGAUGCUUGGACUUACUGCAUCAGUAAAAACGAAUGGAUACAGUUUAAUCAUCCCUAUACUGAAAAACCAAGAUUAUGGCAUACAGCUUGUGCCAGUGAUGAAGGAGAAGUCAUUGUGUUUGGUGGGUGUGCCAAUAACCUUCUCGUCCAUCACAGGGCUGCACACAGUAAUGAAAUACUUAUAUUUUCAGUUCAACCAAAAUCUCUUGUAAGGCUAAGCUUAGAAGCAGUCAUUUGCUUUAAAGAAAUGUUAGCCAGCUCGUGGAACUGCCUUCCAAAACACUUACUUCACAGUGUUAAUCAGAGGUUCGGUAGUAACAACACUUCUGGAUCUUAAGGCUUCAUAGACAGUGCCUCUGAUCACUUGCAUGGACAGCAAUUCUGUAAACAAACAUCAGAGUGACAUUGUUUAUAUAAUUAUGUGCAUUGUUGUAGUUUGCAGCUUUUUAGUUUUAGUGUGCAUGUGAAUGGCCUAGAGAACCUAUUUUUGUGUCUAAAGUUUACAAUAAAUGUAUUUAACACCA
Messenger RNA from Eubalaena glacialis (North Atlantic right whale), 2505 nucleotides. RefSeq names its product kelch domain containing 2 (gene KLHDC2). Gene Ontology annotation, molecular function: protein binding. Lineage: Eukaryota; Metazoa; Chordata; Mammalia; Artiodactyla; Balaenidae. Bases 1152 to 2318 code for a protein of 388 amino acids. The transcript has 13 exons. The record is from RefSeq and is a predicted model, not a curated record.